Molecule: messenger RNA, 2877 nt
Organism: Rhodofomes roseus
Lineage: Eukaryota; Fungi; Basidiomycota; Agaricomycetes; Polyporales; Fomitopsidaceae
Product: RNA dependent RNA polymerase-domain-containing protein
Exons: 9
Coding region: 1-2877 (958 amino acids)
Biological process (GO): siRNA processing
Cellular component (GO): nuclear RNA-directed RNA polymerase complex
Molecular function (GO): RNA-directed RNA polymerase activity
Source: RefSeq, a predicted model, not a curated record
AUGCUGAUUGAGUGUUCUCAGUUGCCAUGGAAGGAACUUGACAAAGAGGAAUAUGCUCUCUGGAAAGAUCCAUACAGCUGUGUGGGUCACUCUGCUGAUAACCCUGGAUGGAUUGGUGGGCGUGUGCACUUCACGGCAACACUUCAGUGCUCUUCACUUGGUAAUUCUCCAUUUGACAUCAAACUUGAGUCACCAGCUAUGGGCUCCUCGAAUCGGUUUGCACGCCGGUUUGGUUCACAUACAUUCCUUCGUGUCCGGAUACCUGAUGAUGUUAGAUGGGAGGUUGACAGUAGUAUCAGUGGCCCAGACAACCUCAUUGCUUACUUUACACAGCCAUUCAUCAUUCACCAUUCAGUCUUUCGUUCAUUUUAUGCAAAAGAUGGUCAUGUUUUCCUCUUUCGUACUGUAGAGCGCUGGGAUGGCAGCUCCAUUACUGUACCUACUGUAGCACCAGGCUCUACUGCUGAGUUCACUGCAGAGGAGUUCCUAUCCUGGCACAACAACCUCAAUCACAACUUGGGACAGAGUAUGACAAAAUGGGCUGCCCGGUUUGCUCUGGGGCUGUCCAAUUCAGUUCCUGGUGUCCAGGUGAAGGAAGAAUGCAUCCAGGAAGUCAAUGACAUUGUCUGUCCUGGCUUCAAGAGACAAGGCAAAGUGCCCAGUCAGAUGGUCAUGACAGAUGGGUGUGGACUGACCUCCCACAAUGUGUUGAGAGCACUCACACAGCAGCUGGGAUGGCUUGAUAUACCCACUGCUGUUCAGAUGCGCUUGGCUGGUGCAAAGGGCCUCCUGUUGACAGACCCUGCACACACAAUGCCUAACACACCCUUCCAUAUCUCCCUCCGUCCAUCUCAGAUCAAGAUUGACCUCUCAGGCUUGGGCAAUCCCAUUGACCCAGCAAUGUUGACCAUUGACAUCAUCAAGCCUUCCAGGCUGAGUACCCCCUCUCGUCUCUCAGAGGAAACCAUCAUCAACUUGGCAGAGAAUGGGGUUCCACUCCAAGCCUUUGUCAAGCUGAUGAAGGACGACUUGCAGGCAAGGGUGGAUGGUCUCACACAAUGGACCUCCCCUGCCUCUGUGUUUUCCCUGUACAGAAAUGUUGGGAUUGCUGAGUCUGUGACGACACAGAGGCUUGUCAGGGAGGCUGCUGGUACUGCUCGUGCAAAGGGCUAUACCAGCCGUGAUGUAGAUGAGGGGAAGGAUGAGGCCCUAGAUGAGGAUGGGCUGGACAACUUGGAUGAUGUGCUCAAGGAGCAGUCUGUUGCAUGGUGGGCUGAUCCAACUAGUGGAUGCCCUUCUACCAUUGCAGAGACUGCUCUUGUCCUGCUUGAUUCUGGUUUCCUUCCUGACACAUGCCCAGUGCUGGCCUCCAAGCUCAAGCAUUGUGUCAAGAUGGUAAUCAAGUCUUGCAAGAAUAAGUGCCAUAUUGCAGUUCCCAUGUCAUGUACAGCCUUUGUUGUACCAGAUCCCUGCAAUGUACUGGAGCCCAAUGAGGUCCAUGUCAAGAGUUCAUCCAGGAACUUACUGGACCAAGAUGGCAUGCAAACAGAUCUAGUGCUAGGAGAGGUCUUGGUUACUAGACAUCCAUGCAAAUUGCCUACAGAUGUCCAAAAGGUCACUGCUGUGUAUAGAGCAGAGCUCAGCAACUAUGUAGAUGUUGUUGUGGUAUCAACAAAGAACCAUCUCUAUGAUGGCCAGCCACUGAAUCAACAUCUAGCCAGUAUGACUGGUGGAGGUGACUAUGAUGGAGACACAUUGGAGGUCUUCUGGGACCCAUCUGUGGUCUCCUCAUUCACCAAUGCAAACCCAAAAUAUGCUCAAGAACCCAAGCAAGUCAAGGCUGUGCUCAGCAGAAAUCCUGAGACAGUCCCACAAUUUCUAGAGAGGACCUCAGGUUGCAGCAAGGCUGACAAACUUGCUGAGAUGCAGAAGUACCUCCUUGGAUCAUUGCAAAAUGUCUCCAGGGUUGGUACCUACUCCAACUGGUGGUUAGCCUCAGUGUACAAGAAUGGGUACUCACAUCCAGAUACCAUCUUCCUUGCAUACAUGUUCACCAAUGUCCUGGAUGGAGCCAAGACAGGCAUCACUGUCUCAAGAAAAGUCUUUGAGGAGCACAGGAAGGCAUACAGUUCUCUCCCAAUGCCCUGGACCCUCAGCCAGGGACCAUCAAGGGGUAGGAAUGAGCACAUUGGCUCUGAUGAAAUCCCUGCCAAACGAAAUCCAGAACUCCCACCUUUCACCCUAGAGCUCCUCCACCGCGAGCUCCAGAAGCAGUGCAACACUCUGGACAAGAGCCUCGACACCAUCUUCCCCGAGAAGGAGCCAGGCACCACAGUACCCCUCGACGAGCACCUCGCCGCGCCAUGGCAAGACACCGUCACACGCGCGCAGAAGAUCGCGACGACGCGCGGGGACACCUGGAUGCAGACGGAGCUUGACGCCAUCGCCACGCACGUCGCCGUGGUGUACACGCAGCACAUGGCGAAGGUGAAGAGCAUGCACGGGCAGCGCCAGAGCCGCAGCCGGGCGAACAGCAAGAAGAGCAAGGGCGGCGCGUCGUUCACGGACCUCCCGAUCGAACAGCGCCAGGACAUCUUCCGCGAGCUCUCGCGGAUGUUUGAGGACGGGCCGGCCACGCUCCCCGACGGCAGCGCGCUCCUGUGCUUCGACAAGCCCGCGAUACGCAGGCUGCGCGCAUCGUACGCGUACAUACUCGACCGCGACCGCUCGCGGGGCGGGUGGUCGCGCUUCCCGUGGGACGUCGCGAUGCGCACACUGUGCGAGAUUAAGGUGGAGGCGCUAGGUGGUGGGAAGACGCUGAUGGAGGAGUUUUACUACAAGAUGACGAUCCCUAGGUCAUUCGUGAAAGGGACAUGA